Molecule: messenger RNA, 1065 nt
Organism: Zophobas morio
Lineage: Eukaryota; Metazoa; Arthropoda; Insecta; Coleoptera; Tenebrionidae
Exons: 1
Coding region: 30-875 (281 amino acids)
Cellular component (GO): membrane
Source: RefSeq, a predicted model, not a curated record
CGCAUCACACUCCGAUAACGCUCAGUACAAUGAAGACGAUUUUGUUGUUGUGUUUCGCGAUGGCUUCGGCCCUUCCGGCACAAGAAGAAGCCAGGGGCUCCCGCAACGCGGUGCAGACCGAGAACGACCUCCUCGACACGAUCUACAACGACUGCCUCCGCAAAGACACCACGAGCUGCCUCAAGUACAAGCUGUUCUCGUUCGUGGACAAAAUGUUGGGGCACAAGGACACGAUCACGGUCACGGAAGGAGUGCAAAUUAUCAAGACCGGGAGUGACUCCGGGGCGCCGAGAGCCCUCAACGGAGACGAGACCAUCGAAGGGUUGAUCCUCUCCAGAAUUCAGUCCUUCCUGGAGUCGCACAGCAUCAAGGUCGAUAUUAAGGGCGCCGACAUCGUAAACGCCGUUUCCUCGACCGCCCGAUCCUUCAACGACGUUCUCGAUGACCUUUCCGAAGACGGAAACUCAGUCGAAGAAGGCCGUGGGAAGAAGAAGAAGGCGCAGAAAAUUCUCGGGCCUUUGAUGGCCGCCGCCGCUCUCAAGGCCGCCGUCCUCGGGAAGUUGGCUUUGGCCGCUAUCGCUCUGAUCGCCGGGAAGGCCCUUCUCAUCGGCAAGAUCGCGCUGGUCCUUUCAGCCAUCAUUGGGCUGAAAAAGCUCCUCGGAAGCGGGGGCAAGCACGUGACGUAUGAGGUGGUUUCGCACCCCCAGCACUCGUCUAGUCACGUCAGCAGUCACGAGACGGUGUACGGAGGCAGCGGAGGCGGCGGCUAUGGCGGCGACGUCGGCGGCGGCUACUCCUCGUCGGGACACGGAGGCUGGGGAAGGUCUCUCGAUGCCCAACAGUUGGCCUACAGAGGGCACCCUCAAGCUCAGUAGAUCCGGUGGAGCCGGGCCUGUACCUGCAAAUUCUCAGCGAGAUCUAGUUCCGGCCGAUGUGGCUGUAUUAUUUAUGGUUUUAUUUAUGUAUUUAUUAGUCUGUACCGACGAACAAAGACUAAGUACCAGCUAGCUUUAGAUUUAGAUUAAGUGUUAUUUUUGACGAGUCAAUAAAGAUGUAUAUGAAGAA